Molecule: messenger RNA, 2103 nt
Organism: Spea bombifrons (plains spadefoot toad)
Lineage: Eukaryota; Metazoa; Chordata; Amphibia; Anura; Pelobatidae
Gene: RAB26
Product: RAB26, member RAS oncogene family
Exons: 9
Coding region: 1078-1827 (249 amino acids)
Cellular component (GO): Golgi apparatus; endosome
Molecular function (GO): GTP binding; GTPase activity
Source: RefSeq, a predicted model, not a curated record
GAAGGAGGCGGCAACCGAGGGGUGACCAUCGGUACCGUAUCGUACCGGCACUAUACCGGAACCAGAGCAUCAGAGGGGACUCAGUAUUCGGACACAAGAAGCCAGAGCCCAGCAGGAGCAGCACACACCGGAGGGGUGCAGCUGGAAGGCUGUCAGACUGAUAGGAGUAGUCUGGACAGGGCUGUGGGUUGGGCUGAGAUAAAGGUCACUAGGAAAAGGCUUAAUUUUGAUCAGGGUGCUGGUUUGGGGAGAAGGAACCUGUGGUUUGGGGUUUAGUACAUGGAAAAGGGGGGCCUCUAGAGAUUUGGGGGUCAAGGUGUGACUUGGGGGGCAGGAGAGGAGAGACAGACUUUACAUAUAUAGAGAGAGAGAGGAGAAUACAAAGAGAAAGAGGGACAGAGACAGACACUGAAGCAGAUUCUAGACAGCAGAGAGAGAGAGAGAAAGUAAAGAGAGGAGGAAAAUCAGAGAGAAGAGACUUAACUACAGAUCAGAGAAUGAGAGACAUACACAGGGAGCACUAAGAGACAGGGACAUAGAACAGAGCAAGAGAACAUAGACAAAGAGAGACAGGGAAAAGAGACAGGGAAAAAAGAGACAGGGCAACUAAGAGAGACAAAAGGAAAAACAGAGAGAACAGAGACGGGCAGGAGAGAGAGAGGGAUAAAGAGAAAAACAGAGCUAGAGAGAGAUAAAAACGAGAGAUCGCUGCGAAAAUAGGACAGCGAUACCAGGUGACAGUAAAAGGUUGAUAAGGAGGAAUAGAAAAAGGAGAACACAGUGACAGAGAAAGCAGGAGAGAAGAGAAGAAAGAAGGGGGAGAAGGAAUAGAGGAAAAAGAGAGGUACGGGUAAGAGCGAUAGAGGAGAGUAUCAGAGAGGUACCUGUCGGUGUGAGGUACACGAAGUGAAAGGCGUUCACACCUGGGGAGACCUUAAAGUCCAGAUCCAAAUGCUUUGCUUGUUGUAGCUGCGACAGCCUGGCGACUCGCUCCCCUCCUGCUUGCCUCCGGAACUCCCCGACAUUCUCCUUCCCCCAAAUAUUUGGGAACUUCCCGGGAACACUCUGGCGCCCAGAAUGUCCAGAAAGAAAAGCCAGAAGGGUAAGGGCAGUAACCCGCCUGCUCCCUGCACCUUUCCUACCCCUAAAGUGGAUGGCAAGAUGGCCAGUGACUGCCACCCAAAUGGCACGGUGAUGCCCGGACGCCCGUCCCUCAGCAGCAGCGGAGAGUUCUAUGACAUCGCUUUCAAGGUCAUGCUCGUCGGUGACUCCGGAGUGGGAAAAACCUGCCUGCUCGUGAGAUUUAAAGAUGGAGCGUUCCUCGCCGGCAGCUUCAUCUCAACGGUCGGCAUCGACUUUCGGAACAAAGUUUUGAAUGUGGAUGGCAUUAAAGUCAAGCUACAGAUUUGGGACACUGCCGGCCAGGAGCGAUUCCGCAGCGUGACUCACGCCUACUACCGGGACGCUCAUGCCCUGCUCUUACUGUAUGAUAUAACAAAUAAAACAUCAUUUGACAAUAUCCAGGCCUGGUUAACAGAGAUUCACGAAUAUGCGCAGAAAGACGUGGUUAUCAUGCUUCUAGGAAACAAGGUGGACUCUACUCACGAGCGAGUGGUGAAGAUGGAAGAUGGGGAGAGGUUGGCUAAAGAAUACGGUGUGCCAUUUAUGGAAACCAGUGCCAAGAACGGGCUGAACGUGGAGUUGGCUUUCACAGCUAUCGCAAAGGAACUGAAGCACCGGUCUAUGAGGCUACCCAACGAACCCAAAUUCAAACUCCAUGACUACGUAAAAAAAGAAGUAAAAGGGUCAGGGUGCUGCAAAUCCUGAUUUCUCUGACUCCGAUGGAGAAGCAGGGACCUGGAAUUCUGUACAAAGACUGACGAGUACAUUCAGCAUCUGCCGCGGUGGUCUGCCUCUGAAACGGCCCACCGCGCACAGCCUCUAUCCCAGUGGAGAUCAUCUCUUGUCUGUGCAUGUCUGUGUUUGUAAGUCUGUGAGGGUAGAAAUCCGACGUGUUGAGCAAAAGGACAUGUAAAUCCGGCUUGGACCAUAGGUCCGAAAACGCACAGCUGUUGAUAUAUCUCGUUGCCGUGGUGUUUAAAU